This is a messenger RNA of Peronospora belbahrii, 1416 nucleotides long. Lineage: Eukaryota; Oomycota; Peronosporomycetes; Peronosporales; Peronosporaceae. The record is from the annotation of a GenBank genome assembly.
AUGGCUGUCGAGGCCAGCGUGUCCCGCCGCUCUUGCGCAACGGUGCUGGUAAUUUUUGCGCUGCUUGUAUUUCUAGCUACGAUCGUGGAAACCGUAAACUCGAUGUCUAAAGGUGCCAUAUGCUGCUCAGAUUCGCCAUAUGCGGCUAACGACAGUGUAUCGGUCAAGCGACAUUUGAAGACAAACGCGGCCAUGACAGCAAAUGAUCUUUCUGAAGAGAGGUCUGGCAUUUCGGGACUUCGUGAACUCGGUACUAAACUGAAAUCAAGUUUGUCAACGGUCAUCGAAAAAAUUCAAGUGAGGUGGUGGUGGCUUUGGGGACGAAAACAGGAGGAUAUGUUGAUAUCUCUUAAACGCCGUUACAGCCUGAAAGGUGAAGAACUAGUUAAAAGUUCGGCCUUUUCCAAGUGGUUGGCUUUCGUUAAAUACAUCUCGAAAGACCCGGAAUCUGUAAUGUUCUCCACCUUGGCACGUAAUUACUAUGGUGACGACCUUUUCGAUGUGCUAGCCUCCGCCGCUAAAGCGUAUGAUACGAAGAUCAAGGAAUGGUUAGUUAAUCACCAAAAUGCUAAUGCGGCGUUCAUGGAGUUGAUGCUUCACGAUAAAACGGCCGAACUUUCUAAAACCCCCGGCUUUUUCAGGUGGCUUGCUUUCCUCGCUGCAAAGGACAGAGAGUCCUUGAUAUCUGAAAUGUUCUCGACCUUAAAACUUCAUUACUCUGACGAUAAGCUUGCUGAUGUGCAAGAAUUCGCUGCAACGUAUGAUACGAAGAAGUCGUUAGCUGGCCACCAAACUGCGGGUGCCGCGUCCGAAAAGCCAGAUACGAAGAUUUUGAAUGCGCAUGCUGGUCACCAACCAACGGAUGCCGCGUCCGCUAAGCCACAUACAAAGCUCAUGAAUGCGCAAGCUGGCCACCAAUCUGUGGAAGCCGCGUCCGCCAAGCCACAAACAAAGCUCAUGAACGCGCAAGCUGGCCACCAGUCGGUGGAUGCCGCGUCCGGAAAGCCAGAUACGAAGAUCAUAAAUGCGCAAGCUGGCCACCAAACUGCGGGUGCCGCGUCCAGAAAGCCAGAUACGAAGAUAUCAAACGCGCAAGCUAGUCACCAAACAACGGAUGCCGCGUCGGCCAAGCCAGACACGACGAUCAUGAACGCAAAAGCUGACCACCAAACUACAAAUGCCGCGUCGGCCACGCCAGAUACCAAGCUCAUGAAUGCGCAUACUGACCACCAGUCGGUGGAUGUUGCGUCCGGAAAGCCAGAUACGAAGCUUAUGAAUGCGCAAGCUGGCCACCAAACUGCGGGUGCCGCGUCCAGAAAGCCAGAUACGAAGAUAUCAAACGCGCAAGCUAGUCACCAAACAACGGAUGCCGCGUCGGCCAAGCCAGACACGACGAUCAUGAACGCAAAAAGCUGA